Drosophila suzukii is the source of this 404-nucleotide messenger RNA. The record is from RefSeq and is a predicted model, not a curated record. NCBI's taxonomy places the organism in Eukaryota, Metazoa, Arthropoda, Insecta, Diptera, Drosophilidae.
UUAGGUCAUUCUAAAGUUUCUUCUUUGAUCGAGAUUGAUUUUGAUUUCCUUUACCGAGGAAAGACAAAUCUCAUGUUCGAUAGGUGGAACAGCUUUAAGGACAAAAUUCUGAUAUAUUUCAAACGGCACAUCCACAACGAAGACUGCAAGCGACAACUACUUGAUGUAGAACGCGCCAACGUUGAUGCCCAGGAUUACUUGACCCUUAUUUUGCUUAAUGCCGUCUUGCCGCCGACAUCUCGGAUCUUGAAUCAAAACGGGAAAAGGAACCAAAAACCGACAAUAGCGGAUGCUCAACUUUCGAUGGUACUAUGGCUUUCAAGCUUGAAUGACUAUGAACGUCGUAUCAACAAUAUAGUCAGGGAAAAGUAUUUAGAGGGAACAACAAUAUAGCUAUUUAUAAU